Molecule: messenger RNA, 990 nt
Organism: Aspergillus mulundensis
Lineage: Eukaryota; Fungi; Ascomycota; Eurotiomycetes; Eurotiales; Aspergillaceae
Product: SelT/SelW/SelH family protein
Exons: 3
Coding region: 1-990 (329 amino acids)
Source: RefSeq, a predicted model, not a curated record
AUGACCGAACCAACCGCCCCCAUCGAGACAAACCCGCCAACCACAACAAACCCACCCUCCACAUCCACCUCAUACUCCAAGCCAAGGAUUACAAUCCAGUACUGCACGCAGUGUAAAUGGAUGCUUAGGGCUGCAUACUUCGCGCAAGAACUCCUCUCCACAUUCGGCACAGACAUCGGCGAGAUCGCGCUUGUGCCGAGGACGGGCGGGAUAUUUACGGUUACGGUCUUCCCUAGCACUAACAUCUCAAGCGCUGAAGUCGAAGUCGACGGGUGGAGCAAAGAGGGGAAGAUCCUCUGGGAUCGGAAGGCUGAUGGCGGGUUCCCUGAGGUCAAAGAACUCAAGUCUCGCGUCCGUAACCUCAUUGAUCCGAACCGGGACCUGGGGCAUACGGAUCGGGCGUUGAGGAAGGGUGCUCCGUCUACGUCUACGUCUACAUCUACGUCUACAGCUACAGACGCCAGCAGCACCUCCAGUACAACGAAGACCGCAACAAAAUCUACGUCUACCAGUACGGGUACGGGCACUCCAGACACGGAUCUACCCCCGCCCAUCGCCGUCCCAGCCUCAGCCUCAGAUCCAGCAUCAAUGUCCGCGCGCGCAAAGGUUGCUGAGUCUGAAUCCGCGUCUGGGUCUGGCGAGCGUGCCCCUACCGUCCCAUCUUCCGCAUCGACAUGCCCACCAAUCACAGCACCAACGUCCGCCUCAGAUCCUGCAUCUCUAUCAGCCCAGGCUAAAGCCAACGAGUCUGGGUCUGGGUCUGGCGCUCGUCCGGAGCAUGGGACAGGAGCUUCAGAGUCAGACACGGCAUCCAUGGCAGCGCGCGCUCGGGUCGUUGACCAUGCUGGUGGGAAGACAGGGGCAGGUGGUGUCACCGGGGCCUCGGCUUCGGGACCUGCAUCGCUCUCGGCGCGCGAGAAGAUCGUUGAUGAGACGGCGGGUGGAACGGUUAGGAAAAGCGACGGGGAGGUUUGUGAGGACUGUUUGUAG